CUGUUUGUAGUUCGUAGAGAUAUAGUUAAACUUUUGGGCCUUUUGUUUGGCUCUCAGAGGUCUAGGUUAGCAGAAGAUAUUCCUGAGCUAUGGACUGCUUAUAUGGCGAGAUAUAAUGAUGUUGGUGAAGAAGUACGCCUCGUUUGUGUUACUUUGUCGCUUAAUAUCCUGAUAUAUCAUCCCGAGCUAAGGGGACAAGUUAGUUUGUUAGCUUUUCGAUGUCAUGACACUAAUGACCGAAUAAGGCUUGAAAGUCUCACUGUUAUCCGUAAGCUUGCAUUGUCUAAGUUUGAAGCCUUAAAUGAAGAGUUGCUUAAUUGUUUAGCAGGACGAAUUCGUGACAAAAAGGUUAGAUUUUUUCUUAAAAAUUUGGUUUUUUGUCUUUCAUCGGCUGCGGCUAUUCAUAAGUUGGUGUAUUUUACAGAAUCAGAAAGAGCAUCUGUGGCAGUGAUUAUGCAGCGUAUUUUGAGUUUUUACUAUCAGCCGUAUCUUGAUGACAGGCUUUUAAUUGAAAGGCUUUUUGUGUCGAGUUUUUUGCCCUUCAAAACCGAUCCGAAGAAGCGUAUGGCUAUUCUUUUCGAGAUUAAUUUUUUAAGAAGCUUGGAGGAGAUUUUUUCUCAGCAAUCUCGCUUUCGUCGUUUAAUACGGGAAAUUCUUCAAACUCUUGACGGUGAGGAGCAAAGUUUGGCUCUAAUACAAUCCCGGGUUCAAAUAAUUGCAGAAUCUUAUGGGACACCAGCGAAAAUUGCAGUGUAUUUUCAGUGA
Messenger RNA from Enterobius vermicularis (human pinworm), 765 nucleotides. The record is from the annotation of a GenBank genome assembly. Lineage: Eukaryota; Metazoa; Nematoda; Chromadorea; Rhabditida; Oxyuridae.